This is a messenger RNA of Hypanus sabinus (Atlantic stingray), 1840 nucleotides long. Its product is annotated as mitochondrial import inner membrane translocase subunit Tim13-like. The record is from RefSeq and is a predicted model, not a curated record. NCBI's taxonomy places the organism in Eukaryota, Metazoa, Chordata, Chondrichthyes, Myliobatiformes, Dasyatidae. The transcript has a single exon. Bases 1564 to 1812 code for a protein of 82 amino acids.
GGACAAGAUAGAGGCAGGAAAUAUGUUCCAGAUGCUGGGAGAGUCCAGUACCAGAGGGCAUGGUUUGAGAAUAAGGGGUAGGUCAUUUAGGACAGAGUUAAGGAAAAACUUCUUCUCCCAGAGAGUUGUGGGGGUCUGGAAUGCACUGCCUGGGAAGGCAGUGGAGGCCAAUUCUCUUGAUGCUUUCAAGAAGGAGCUAGAUAGGUAUCUUAUGGAUAGGGGAAUCAAGGGAUAUGGGGACAAGGCAGGAACCGGGUAUUGAUAGUAGAUGAUCAGCCAUGAUCUCAAAAUGGCGGUGCAGGCUCUAAGGGCCGAAUGGUCUACUUCUGCACCUAUUGUCUAUAAACAUGCUGUAUAAACUGUAUUUUGUAAAACCAUUUGAAAGUUGUGUGGAACAUAAGCAUCUGCUUGAAAAUCAGAGAUGGUAGAAGAUGAUGUUGGGACAGAAUUUGAAAAUGACUGAUUUUAUGCAAUACCAUAAGACAGUGGUCCUCAACCACUGGGCCAUGGACUGGUAUCGGGCCGCAAAGCAUGUGCUGGGUCGCGAGGAAACAAUAUGAUUUGGCGAUAUGAAAUGAUAUGAGUCAGCUGCACCUUUCUUCAUUCCCUGUCAUGCCCAAUGUUGAACUUGAAUGCAGGCGAGGUCAUCAGUCGGUCAUUAACCUACUACUACUCGAUGAGUAAAAACCAAACAUUGCUUGAGAGUUUCUUUGGAAGAGGUGGUAGGCCUAAUGAUGAUAAUAAUAACACAGAGACAGCUGUCAAGACUGCAAAAAAAAAAAGAAAGCUUCCUUCAACAGAAAAUAUGAUGAGUUGUACAUAAAAUAUGGCUUUAAUGCGACUGGUGACUCGAAUGCUCCAAGCCCCCUGUGUGUGAUAUGUGGAGACAAGCUGUCUAAUGAGGCAAUGAAGCCCUCAAAACUGCUUUGGCACCUUGAGUCCAAGCACCCUGCACUUAAAGACAAACCUGUUGAGUUUUUUGAGCGGAAAAAAUUGUGAGCAAGCGGGACAGAAGCAAGUCCUGAGAACCACCACCUCCAUAAAUGGGGCUGUUCUGAGAGCAUUGCACUUAGUGGCUAAGACUAAGAAGCCUUUCACUGGUGAAGAAUUGAUUCUGCCUGCUGCCGUGUCGUGAACUGUUGGGAGAAGUUGCAGCUAACAAGAUGGCACAGGUUUCUCUUUCAGCUAUCACACUUUCAAGGAGAAUCAAUGACAUAGCGAAGGACAUUGAAGCACAGCUCUUGGAAUGGCUUAAUGAGUCACCAUGGUAUGCUAUCCAGGUCGAUGAGUCUACCGAUGUCAACAACAGGGCAAUACUGCUGGUUUAUGUGCGAUUAUAUAUUUCAAGACGAUGUGCACGAGGAUAUGUUGUGUGCAUUGCUGCUGCCAACUAACAAAACUGGGGCAGAACUAUUCAAGUCUUUGAAUGAUUACAUGUCAGGCAAUCUGGACUGGUCAUUCUGUGUUGGAAUAUGCACAGCUAAGUUGGACCAAGGGUGACCUGGAGGCUGAGAGUCGCGUUUGGUUUGUCACUGCAGCAACGCGUGUGUGGCCGUUGGAGCGAUGGACAGCUACUCCUCGGACUUUUCUUCUGGCAUUCCUGGUGGAGCCAAGGUAGAUGCGGGGACGAUCAUGGAGCAAGUAAAACUGCAAAUCGCUGUCGCUAACGCUCAGGAAUUACUACAGAGUAUGACUGAUAAAUGUUUUAAAAAGUGCAUUGGCGAACCAGGAAGUUCACUGGAUAACUCUGAACAGAAAUGUAUAGUUAUGUGUAUGGAUCGAUAUAUGGAUGCCUGGAACACAGUAUCGUGAACUUACAACUCCAGAUUGCAGCGAGAAC